Aspergillus terreus NIH2624 is the source of this 1263-nucleotide messenger RNA. RefSeq lists its product as uncharacterized. The coding region runs from base 1 to 1263 and encodes 420 amino acids. Lineage: Eukaryota; Fungi; Ascomycota; Eurotiomycetes; Eurotiales; Aspergillaceae. The transcript has a single exon. The record is from RefSeq and is a predicted model, not a curated record.
AUGUCGAGCUCCUCGAUCGUCUUCCAUCAGGGCUUAAGAUGUACCAAAGUUCCACGCAAGUCCAAGGCGAUAGCCACCCCAUCAACUUUCUCGCCAGAGUCGGCUACGUCGUUGCCCUCAGCUGCAACUAGUACAUCUCUGUCGGACCCAGCUUCAACGCAGGUCCCAGCGGCGUUGAAUGGCACCCCCACGUCAAGCACGUCGUCUACGUCGAUCUCAGCGUCGGCAUUACCGGUAGUUGCGACAUCAGACACAACGACCACCACUGUAAUCUCAACUGGCUCAAUUACUGGUUUUGUAUCUUCUCACACGUCUACUCAAACAACUUCCACUUGGUCCAGCGGGCUCGAGACACCGACGAUACACACAGGGUCGCCUACCGGUCUUCUUACCCCAACUUUAACAUCAGCCGGAAUCAACCCUUUACAGACCAACGCCGAUCGACACACUUCCGGCCCAGGCGACAACGAUGCCUCGCAGGCCUCGCUCCGCACGCUCCUGGGCAGCGUCUUCGGGGGAAUGGUGUUUAUCGCUCUCGUCUUUCUCGCCUUUGUCCUGUUUUACUGCCGUCGGCGGCGAAAAUCUCGCACAAGCUGGGCCUUCAGUCCUGCCGAGAAGCUCCUUCGCAGCGGCCGAGACUCUCUGAACUCCCCAACGAGCCCGCACAGCGGCCGCCACUCCAACACGUCUUUGUACUCCGACGGGUCCUCCAUUCGCUCUCUGUACCACUACCUGGCCGCGCAGCAACCCUUGAUGAGCAGUCCCAUCACGGACCAUCACGCCCGCCACUCCAACCCCUUCUCCGACACGGCCGCACUCCAACGCAGCUCGCUCUCCAGCAUCGACGGUCAUUCGCCAGGACUGCUCAUCGACACCAGCGAUCCGCCCCCCAUGCAGCAAGCCGUCCUCCCCCGACGCGCCUUCUCCGCGGACUGGGGGACCGCUCGACCGGGAAUCACAGCGCCCGAGUUUCCUUUAGAUGCGGCCGACCAGGGGUCCAUCCACAGUAGCGAGCGCAGUCUCGGUAGCACCGUCAUCUUACCCGGUCGCAGCAGUAUGGGCAGCAGCCUCCAGCGGUUCAGCUACCAGAUGUCUCUAGGUGAACUGGGUGCCCAGGCGGGAGCGGCUGGGGCGGGUGCUCCCAGCGAGCCGGUCACACGCGUGAGCACCCGCAGUGACCCGUUUGAUCUGGAGGUGCCCGCGAAGGCGAUGCAUCGACGGAGCUCGGGUGCGUUGCCCGGGGGGAUCCUGCCACAGGUGUGA